Messenger RNA from Closterium sp. NIES-65, 1068 nucleotides. The record is from the annotation of a GenBank genome assembly. NCBI's taxonomy places the organism in Eukaryota, Viridiplantae, Streptophyta, Zygnematophyceae, Desmidiales, Closteriaceae.
AUGCUGUGGGUGGCACUGCCAAUUGCAACCCUCACCCUUCUCUCACGCAUCUCAUCCUUCCCCCCCGCCCCUCAUCCUUCCCCCCGCCCCUCAUCAUUCCCCCCCGCCUCUCAUCCUUCCCCUCCCCCCUCAUCCUUCCCCCCCGCGCCCUCAUCCUUCCCCCCUGCCCCUCAUCCUUCCCCCCGCUCCUCAUCCUUCCCCCCGCCCCUCAUCCUUCCCCCGCCCCUCAUCCUUCCCCCGCCCCUCAUCCUUCCCCCGCCCCUCAUCUUUCCUCCCCCCGUUCCUCAUCCUUCCCCCCACCCCUCAUCCUUCCCCCCCGCCCCUCAUCAUUCCCCCGCCCCUCAUCCUUCCCCCCGCCCCUCAUCCUUCCCCCUCGCCCCUCAUCCUUCCCCUCCGCGCCCUCAUCCUUCCCCCCGUCCCUCAUCCUUCCCCCCCGCCCCUCAUCCUUCCGCUCGCCCCUCAUCCUUCCCCCCCGCCCCUCAUCAUUCGCCCGCCCCUCAUCCUUCCCCCCCCGCCCCUCAUCCUUCCCCCCGCCCCUCAUCCUUCCCCCCCGCCUCUCAUCCUUCCCCCCCCGCCCCUCAUCCUUUCCCCCCGUGCCCUCAUCCUUCCCCCCGCCCCUCAUCCUUUCCCCCCGUCCCUCAUCCUUCCCCCUCGCCCCUCAUCCUUCCCCCCCGCCCCUCUUCCUUCCCCCUCGCCCCUCAUCCUUCCCCCCCGCGCCCUCAUCCUUCCCCCGCGCCCCGCAUGCCGCACCUCCAGCAGCGGUUGCCCGUUAGCUCGCCGGAUAAUCCGCGCCCGUAUAAUUUCCCUUCCUUCCCUCCUCAAACGGCCCUCACCUUAUUCCUCACUGCGUCAGCAAUCGCUCCCUCCAUUGACGAGCUCGCGGGUUUAUUUGCAGGAAGUGCUGAUAUCUUCAAGAUGGACAUCCACCAGAACCCCCAGACGGCCGAAAUCGAGAGGGUUCGAGAUGUUCCUGUUGUGAAGAUUUACAAGGGUGGGAGUGCGGUUCAGACGAUCGAGGGUGUAAUGACCGAGUCGACCUUGAUGGAAGCCCUCAAGGCGUUCGUCUGA